GCCUGAAUGCGAGUCCAGCCGUGGAGUUGAAUUUGGUAACAAUCCCCUAUGUUUGACGUCAGACCAGGCUGCCCCUCCAAGUGACGUCAAUCCAAAUGCAGUCCGGACAGAACGCUCCAGCAAGCCGCCCUCGACUUUCGGAUUAAAGCAUUUGAACACUUCGUGGCAUCUUAAAUGACCUUGUUGUAGGUUUUUCAGUCUCAAACUCACUUUUCACAACACGAAGGACAACAACUGGCAUCUACGAUAAAAUCAAAAUCACACACUCAAGUUCAUUACCUCAACCUUCACACGGACCAAAAUGACUCAAUCCAAGGCCGACAAGAUCGAGGAGGUCCGCUCCAACCUCCCCCUCCCCGAGCAACCCCCCGUUGCCUCGGACUGGCAAUCCGCCGACGCCAGCAAGGUCAACGUUGGAUCCGGCCGCGACGUCACAAGCGAUGUCUCUACGGGCGCUGGUGCGUCUUCGGGUCUCCAGGAGCCCGCUUCUGUCAAGGAUGCCGAUCUGAGUGGUGUUGGUCGUCAGGGAAAGGAUGACCUGGAGGGUCCGCCGAAGGAUGCUGCGAAAUAAGGGAACUUACGUUUCACGGCUGGGGAGACAUUGAUAUGACAAUGGCGUUGGAUUAGAACCAAGGAAUUGGUUGUAAUCAUCAUAGGUCAUAUAAAUUGCAUUAAAAGCAUGCCUGGCAUGCGGCUCGCCAGUAUAGCUAAAUUCGAGGAUGUGAGAUAAUCGGAUGAACUGCCCAGACAACUCACCCAUACACAUUCAACCUUAAUAAAUGUUGCACUAUUUUCCGCAGAGAAAUUGUGUUCUCUCACAAUCCGCCUGUAUAAGUAUUCAUGCGUAUCGAAUGGAUGACGUGCU
Pseudomassariella vexata is the source of this 865-nucleotide messenger RNA. RefSeq lists its product as uncharacterized. The record is from RefSeq and is a predicted model, not a curated record. The transcript is spliced from 2 exons. Bases 302 to 571 code for a protein of 89 amino acids. Lineage: Eukaryota; Fungi; Ascomycota; Sordariomycetes; Amphisphaeriales; Pseudomassariaceae.